AUGUGGAAGAAGAGUGUUGCUAUUCUCAGCGCCAUUGCCGGUCUGGCAAUGGCUGCUCCCCUUCCUCAGGAUGCUGCUGCCGCUCCUGCUACUACCAAGUACAUCAUCACCCUCAAGGCUGGCAUUGACCCGGAAGUUGGCAUCUCUCACAUCAACUGGGCCGGUGACCUCCACCGCCGUGGUAUCUACAAGCGUCAGGAGAAUGGCACUGUUGAGGAGGACUUGAAGGUCUUCAAGGUUGCCGACUUCAACGCCUACGCUGGUUCCUUUGACGAGGAAACCAUUGCUGAGCUCAAGGCUAGCAACGAGGUUGCUGUUGUUGAGGAGGAUCUCCCCAUCUACAUGACUGCCAUUACCUCACAGACUGGCAGCACCUGGGGUCUUGGCCGCAUCUCGCAACGCACCUACACUGCCAACACCUACUACUACGACACCACUGCUGGUGCCGGUACUUACGGCUAUGUGAUCGACUCUGGUAUCAACAUCAACCACCAACAGUUCGGUGGUCGUGCCUCUCUUGGUAGCAACUUCGUUGGUGGCUCUCACAUCGAUGACGCUGGUCACGGUACUCACGUUGCUGGCACUAUUGCUGGUUCCACGUACGGUGUUGCCAAGAAGGCCAAUGUCAUCUCCGUGAAGGUCUUCGGUGCUUCUGGAUCCAGUGCCACCUCCACCAUCAUGCAGGGCUUCGAAUGGGCUGUAAACGACAUCAUCAACAAGGGUCGUGCCGGCAAGGCCGUGAUCAACAUGUCUCUCGGUUCUGAGGACUCAGUCUCCACUGCAUUCAAUUCCCUCGUCAACGCCGCUACCCAACAAGGUGUCCUCUCCGUGGUCGCAGCCGGCAACGGUAUCAGCAACCCCCAAACAGGUGCCUUCAUCGAAGCCAUCGAUGCCUCCCGCACCUCCCCCGCCUCCGCAUCUUCAGCCCUCACCGUCGGCGCCAUAGGCAGCAACAACGCCCGCGCCUACUUCUCCAACUUCGGCAGCACCGUCGAUGUCUUCGCUCCUGGCCUCAACGUCUUGUCUUCGUGGAUCGGCUCCAACACUGCUACCAACACUAUCUCCGGUACCUCUAUGGCUUGCCCCCAUGUUGUUGGUCUUGCUCUUUACCUCAAGGGUCUGGAGUCCGGUCUUACCACCCCUGCUGCCACCACCAACAGAAUCAUUGCUCUUGCCACUACUGGCCAGGGCACUGAUCUCCGCACUGGCAGCCCCAACCGUAUUGUCUACAACAACAGCGGUCGUUAA
Molecule: messenger RNA, 1248 nt
Organism: Aureobasidium pullulans EXF-150
Lineage: Eukaryota; Fungi; Ascomycota; Dothideomycetes; Dothideales; Saccotheciaceae
Product: alkaline serine protease
Exons: 3
Coding region: 1-1248 (415 amino acids)
Biological process (GO): proteolysis
Molecular function (GO): serine-type endopeptidase activity
Source: RefSeq, a predicted model, not a curated record